Protopolystoma xenopodis is the source of this 369-nucleotide messenger RNA. The record is from the annotation of a GenBank genome assembly. Lineage: Eukaryota; Metazoa; Platyhelminthes; Monogenea; Polystomatidea; Polystomatidae.
AUGCUACAGCUGAAUGAAUGGUCACUGAAGGGUCUGCCCUUGGAUGAGUUGUCCAUACAAAAUGCGAUCAUUGCAACUUCUGCCCUCCGCUACUCACUCAUCAUCGAUCCGCAGGGUCAAGGCAAAAAUGGCCAAGACGAAGCUGUUGCGGCCUCUUUCCGAAGUGCUGAUCCUUUUUUUCCUUCCAACUUGUCGGUCAUCCUUCUUGGCCUCGAGGGCAUCCAGAAGCUGUCCGAUGAGAGGACGAGGUCCGUGUCCCACUCUCCUCUAAAGCAAGUGUACGGAACGGCUAACGCGCAAGAGGGUCGUGAGUUCAGUUGCACUUUCGAGCAGACAGGCUUUGCAAAAAAGGAGAGAAAUAGAAAGUGA